Messenger RNA from Zootermopsis nevadensis, 1010 nucleotides. The record is from RefSeq and is a predicted model, not a curated record. NCBI's taxonomy places the organism in Eukaryota, Metazoa, Arthropoda, Insecta, Blattodea, Termopsidae.
AUGCUUGUUCAAGUGUGGGCCACAGAUUGUAGCAAUAAAAAAACAAGAUGUUUGUUCGUUUGUGGUCUUUUAAGUUGUAGUGAAAAAAUCACAGAUUAUAUUUUUGUAAAUAUGAAUGUGUAAGACCAUCUGCUGAAAAACGUCGUUCAAAAUGGUGUUCAAAGUCUUGUUGAAUAUCUUAUUAGUGUUAAUUUCGACUUUUGGAUUCUUGUUUGCAUUUGUAGCAGCAGGCAGUUUGAUGACAUUUCUUUCCUAUAUCCCAUCACCGAAAGUGAAUGUUUCAGAAGUACAUUGGACCACAGCUACGAUAUGGGCUUUGACUGUAAAUACAUCAUUGUUAUGCCUUUUUAUGUUCCAACAUUCUGCUAUGGCCAAACCAUUUUUCAAGAGGGCAUUGUAUACUUCUGGAUUACAAGUUGCUGAAAGAAGCAUUUAUGUAAUUGCAACUUCAAUUGCAUUGCAGUGUGUAACGCAGUACUGGCAACCUAUUCCAUGGCUAAGUCUCUGGCACAUUGACACUAGUGGAAGAGUGCUGUGGACGGUAUUUACUGUGGUGCAUUGUUUUGCUUGGUGCGUUAUUUAUAUUGGUACCCUGAUGAUGGACAUUGGGGAGAUGUUUGGCAUCAAGCAAGUUUAUUAUUCCUUAUGUGGACUGCCAGAUCCCCUAACCUUCAAGUCCAGAGAGUUACGAAGAUUUUAUCUUCAUAUGCGUCAUCCAAGUUUUAUUGGAUUCUGUGCCUUGCUUUGGAUUUAUCCCGUAAUGAGCUUAGACCGAGUGCUGCUAGCAGGACUGUGGACUAUUUAUAUGAUGGUUGCAUGGAAUGUUGACCGGUUUGAUUACCAGUACCAGUGCCAACAGCUGAGGCGGAAACAGUAUAAGGUCAAUUCCAAACUUAUGUAUUGAUAUUUUAUCAAGUGUUCAGUGUGUGAAUUACAAGCACAGAACUUAAGCAUUUUACGUGUACCUCAUUGAUGUUCAGUAUGGUGAUAAAAGAAUUAAUUAUUCUUUA